AUGGCAGUUCUUGGGCUUGUCUUGGUUGGUUUUCUUCUUCUUUCUCUGAGCUCCUCCACUUAUGGCUCUGAUGGGGGCUGGGUUAAUGCGCAUGCCACUUUCUAUGGAGGAGGUGAUGCCUCUGGCACAAUGGGUGGGGCUUGUGGAUAUGGCAACCUGUAUAGCCAAGGGUAUGGAACCAACACAGCAGCUCUGAGCACAGCCCUGUUCAACAAUGGGCUAAGCUGCGGGGCUUGCUUUGAGAUUAGGUGUGCGAGUGAUCCAAAAUGGUGUCUUCCAGGCUCAAUUUUCGUCACAGCCACCAACUUCUGCCCUCCAAACAAUGCCCUCCCCAACAAUGCAGGCGGUUGGUGCAACCCUCCACAGCAACAUUUUGAUCUUGCCCAGCCAGUCUUCCAGCGGAUUGCUCAAUACAGAGCUGGGAUUGUGCCUGUGUCUUACCGAAGGGUCCCAUGCAUAAAGAAGGGAGGCAUAAGAUUCACAAUCAACGGCCACUCAUACUUCAAUCUGAUACUGAUCACAAACGUUGGAGGUGCCGGAGAUGUUCAUGCAGUUUCCAUCAAAGGGUCAAAAACUGGUUGGCAAACCAUGUCUAGGAACUGGGGGCAGAAUUGGCAGAGCAACUCUUAUCUGAAUGGCCAGAGCCUCUCCUUCAAGGUCACCACCAGCGACGGCCGCACCGUCGUCGCCAAAAACGUUGCUCCUGCUGGCUGGUCAUUUGGCCAGACAUUCAGCGGCGUACAAUUCUGA
Messenger RNA from Prunus armeniaca (apricot), 750 nucleotides. Lineage: Eukaryota; Viridiplantae; Streptophyta; Magnoliopsida; Rosales; Rosaceae. The record is from the annotation of a GenBank genome assembly.